This is a messenger RNA of Anopheles nili, 1707 nucleotides long. It is a transcript of the gene dnr1, whose product is annotated as E3 ubiquitin-protein ligase MYLIP. Gene Ontology annotation, cellular component: cytoskeleton. Lineage: Eukaryota; Metazoa; Arthropoda; Insecta; Diptera; Culicidae. Gene Ontology annotation, molecular function: ubiquitin-protein transferase activity. The record is from RefSeq and is a predicted model, not a curated record. Gene Ontology annotation, biological process: ubiquitin-dependent protein catabolic process. The transcript is spliced from 4 exons. The coding region runs from base 1 to 1707 and encodes 568 amino acids.
AUGUGGUGCCUGGUGAAUCUCCCCAACGGGACGACGUCCGCGGUACAGUGCGAUCCAAAAAAGAACAGCCAGGAGUGCCUCGAAAAGGUAUGCUCCGAUCUUGGCAUCAUCUGUGAGACGGAAUACUUCGGUUUGAUUCCCGUACGUGACGGUGACAACGUGGCAGAUGUUGACGAGGGUUUCGCAAAACAGUGGAUCAACUUACGCAAUCCACUGCACCUGUACACGAACGAUCGGACACACCCGAUCGUGUUCUCGCUACGCGUCAAGUUCUGGGUUCCACCGCACCUGAUCCUUCAGAACACAGUGCGCAGUUUGUUCUUCAUGCAGGCCCGCCAGGAGCUGUUCGAUGGCCACGUGCGUCCUUCGAGCUGGACCAAUGCCGCCUAUCUAGCGGCUUUACUGCUGCAGGCGGAUGGAUACAAGUACGAUCCGGCUAAGGUUCCAACCGCGCUUUCUCCUCCGUACCCAUCGGUGAACUCGUCCCCGGAACGGCGACCAUCGUCUCAGGCCCUUCGGCGUCCUUCCAAGCGCAAAUGUUCCGAAAUCGAUGGUAAACGGGGAAGCGUUAGCUCACAGAGCGGUGGAAGUGUCGGAUCGCCUGCGAGCAGCCAUGUGGAGGAUGGUACGGUUAGAGGAACUUCGUGUUUGGGAGUCACUUGCAUUCCCGAGGACGAAACGGUCGACAGCAGGACACCAAAGAACAUUUACCACCGAUACGGUGCGCUCCGGCCAGCGUUUGAGGUUGUGGAGGAAGAUCGACCGGCGGAAAUGGUACCGCAACCGAGCAACUUCCAUCAGCUGAUCGCACAAGAGCACGAGAAACUGUCCCGCAUUCAGAUGACGCCUACGUUCGCGCAGUACUGGCUGUUGAAGGAAAUUUGCAAGCUGGUUGGUUAUGGGGAGGAAAUAUUUGAGGGUGUAACAAUCGCGGAACCGGCGGUGGUUUGCAGAAUCAGCGUCAGCCCUAAUGGGUUGGCGAUCGCGAAGGACGACGAAAAGUAUAGCGUUCCAUUCUCUGCUGUGAAGGCAGCCAAAUCCAUCAAGCGCUCCUUCCGGUUGACGCACAUGAACGAAAAUCACGAGGAAACGAACGUAGAGCUGAAGCUACCAAACAACCGGACCGCGACCUCCUUGUACCGGGCGAUUACGGAGAAGCACGAGUUCUAUUCGUGCGAAACGGUGCGGCCUAAUGUUACGACGCAGUUUAUACGUGAUCUCAAAGGCACGAUCGUGUCGAUGUUCAACGAGGACACAAAGCUGGGCAAGCGCUACGUGUUCGACAUUGAGCGCACCUGCCGGGAGGUGUACGAUGCGGCCCGGAGGACACUACACGCCCGUGGCAUCGAGAUCUGCUCCGUGGCCGACGAGCAAGCGGAAUCUCCGGCCGCGGUUCUUGAUCGCUUCGAGGAAGCGAUCCGAUCGCGACAGGACGAGUCUGGUCAGAUCGAUCGGAUAGUGAACGAGCGGAUUAAGGAUGCGAUCACUUGUCCGAUAUGUGCGGACGGUGAGAUCGACACCGCUUUCUUGCCCUGUCGUCACAUGACUACCUGUAGGGCUUGUGCUGAAAAAUGCGACCGCUGUCCAUUGUGUCGGGGAAACAUCGAGAACAUAAUCAAAAUCUUUCUGCCUCCACUGCUGCAAGGAUAUGAAUCAAGGCUGGGAGGUGAAAUGGUGGCUGAUGGAGCUGAGCCUCGUAAGCAGUAG